Molecule: messenger RNA, 3599 nt
Organism: Clunio marinus
Lineage: Eukaryota; Metazoa; Arthropoda; Insecta; Diptera; Chironomidae
Source: the annotation of a GenBank genome assembly
CUAUGUUAAAGUGUAAUUUUGGAUGUUAAGUGUCGAAUAAAAUAAUUGGCCAAUGAUUCGAUCAAGAUAAGCAAUCGAAAAUUAAGAAUUAAAAUAAAGGAGGAAUCUUUAUGAAAAAAUGGAACAACAAAUGAUACGACUUCAUGAGGCUUUAAGGAUAAAAAUAGGUGAAGCAAAAAAUCUCGCUGGACGCGCUGCUUCAACUACAAAUCGUGAUGUAUACUCAACAAUUGCUCUUGACCAAGAGGAAAUUUGUCGAACGCAGACACAGCGCAAUUUAUCACCAUUUUUUGGUGAGGAAUUUGCAUUUGAGAUUCCUCGAAAGUUUCGCUAUUUAUCAGUUUACGUGUUCGAACGUGACCGACAUUUAAAGCAAGACAAAGCUGUGGGUAAAAUAGCAAUAAGAAGAAGUGAUUUACACUUAUAUAAUCAUAAAGACCAUUGGUUUCCAUUACGUCCUGUGGACGAUGACUCAGAAGUUCAAGGCAUGGCUCACAUUGAGGUGAAAAUUCUUAAUGAUUCCGACGACCAUAGCAAAGAGAAUUUUAAAUCUACAAGCAACAAUUAUACGUCUACAACCUUACUGGCACCAUCAUCAAAUCACAAAUCACCAAAGCUCCUUCAUUCCACGCAUGGCACAAUGACUUCACGAUCAAGUAGUCAGCAAGAAAUCAACAUUAUAAGCAACAAUAACAUGAAUAAUCAUAAAUCAUCUGGCAACUUUUUACGUGUUCCUUAUACCAAUUCCCACCACCAAAAUCAGCGCAUUCAGGUUAAGCUUAAAGCGUGUCAGGACCUGACGAGAAAAAACAACCAAUGUGAUCCUUACGCCAUCAUCAGCGCCAUUUACACAAACAAGAGAAAGAUUACAAGACGAACGAAAGUGAGAAAGAAAACAAUUCAUCCAUCAUUUGAUGACGUAUUUGAGUUUAAUUUGUAUGAUUUUACACAUGGAACACAUGGAAUGAGCGAUAGCAAAAUUUAUACUGUGACGCCAUUUGGUGGUAAUGAUUUAUGUGAGAUUGUAGUGCAACUAUGGCAUUCUGCUGGUAUGGCUGAUGAUUUGUUUCUUGGUGAAGUAAAAUUAUCAGCGAGAGGAAAGCAAGAGCUUCAAUUCAUUCAAAAAUCUGCUUGGUAUACACUACUUCCACGCUCAAAUGAUUCACGUCCAGUGAAGUCUUGUGCGACACCGCCUGGAACGCGACUUAGUUGCGAGAAUUCUCUGGGAUCACUUCGACUGAAAUUGCACUAUCAAGCAGAUCACGUGUUUCCUCUUGCGAAUUACGAUCACUUACUCAACUUACUCAUAAAGAGUGUUGAUCAACAGCCGAUAACAACAUCAGCAGUUUAUCUUCUAGGAGAAAUGGUGACAAAUAAACAAGAAGUCGCUCAACCACUGGUCAAGCUCUUUACACACAAUCAACGUAUUGUUGAAAUCAUUAAAAAUCUAGCUGAAUAUGAGAUAUGUAAGUUGACCGAUCCUACGACAAUAUUUCGUGGCAAUACGCUCGUCUCGAAAAUGAUGGAUGAGGCAAUGAAGCUUAGUGGUCUUCAUUAUUUACAUUCUACGCUUAGACCUAUUGUCGAUUUAAUUCUUCACGAAAAGAAAUGUUGCGAAAUUGAUCCAGCUCGGAUAAAGGAAAAGGAAAAAGUUGAGCAGAAUUUGAAUAAUCUUCACGAUUAUGUUGAGAAAGUCUUCGAUGCAAUCAUUAAAAGCGCGUCAAAAUGCCCGAGAGUUUUAUGCAAAAUUUUCCAUAAUAUGCGUGAGAGUGCGACAAAAUAUUUUCCAGCUAACAAGGAGGUUCGAUAUUCAGUGGUAUCGGGUUUCAUCUUCCUACGCUUUUUUGCGCCAGCAAUUCUCGGUCCAAAACUCUUCGAUCUGACAACGGAACCAUUGGAUCUCCAAACUAAUCGCACAUUAACGCUUAUCUCAAAAACGAUACAAUCGCUUGGUAAUCUUGUAAGUUCACGUUCAGCUCAACAACAUGCGAAGGAAGAAUUUACCGUAGAAUUAUACAAAAAGUUUUGCACUGAAAAGCACGUGGAGGCAGUGAAGAAGUUUUUAGAUGCAAUCUCAACAAUUGCUGACUCGAGAGAAGAAGCCGAUGGCAAUCAAAUGGAAGGAAUUCUACUGAAAGACGGGAUGAUGACGAAACAUGCCCAAAAUCGAAAACGCUUUGGUCGUCGGAACUUCAAGCUGCGAUACUUUCGUUUAACAACACAAUCGCUUAGUUACAGUAAAACCAAGGGCAAGAGGCCAAUCUGUGAUAUUCCAUUAACGGAGCUGGUGGCCGUAGAGAGGCUUGAAGAGCGAAGUUUCAAAAUGCAAAAUAUUUUUCGGAUUAUUCGUAAGGAGCGUCCCAUUUACAUCCAGACAUCAAAUUGUGUCGAAGAAAAAGAGUGGGUGGAUUUAUUGAGUAAAAUAUGUGAAAACAAUAAAAGAAGAUUGGACACGUUUCAUCCAUGUGCAUUUAUCAACGGCGAAUGGACGUGUUGUAAUGCCAGCGAUCAAUAUGCAAAAGGAUGUAAACUGAUCGAUGAUACACCGUUGGAAGUAGAUCUUCUUACACAAUUGGAUCCAGCACGAGAUCUUCAACGUCUUCACACACUCAUCAUAAACAACAUUAAUGUUAUGCAGAAGUGUUUCAAUAGUAACAUGGGAAAUGAUGAUGAAAUGAUGUUGACAAGACAAACGCUUCAAAGAUUGACAGAGGUCGCCAUGCAACUCGAACAAAUUCACAGAAAGCACAGAAAUAAAGAAAAUAAGGAAAUGAAGAUUGGAAGCCAACAAGAGCCUAUUGGCGAUGAUAAUUACUUGCGUGGGAUGAGCUCGUCAAGUCUAAACUCAGGGGCUUCAACAACACCUCGACCUCCUCCCACACAACAUUUUGAGAUUCCGCCAGCUCUCUUCCAACGUGGUCACUUUCUCAGAAACUCUGAUAGUGAAAGAUUCUCGCAUUUCUAAUAACGACUGAUUCAUCAACGGAAACGCUGAUCUAAGAAUUACGACAACUCUAAAGAUGACGCAAAAAAAGAAGCAUUCAUAUUAUAUAUUUAUGUAAAUGAGCUUUUCAUUUAUAUAUUUUCUUACUGGCAGCGGAUAUGAGAGUUAAAAAUGGAAAUGUAAAAUGUUUUUAGUUUUUUAAAAACAGAUAAUUUCUAUUUUUCAAUGAACUAUGAUGAUGAAACUCUUGAGACUAAAAAAUAAUAUAAAAUCGCGAUAAUGAAAUAAAAAGAUGUUAAUUGAUAUGAAAUAAAAAUCCUUUCAUGUUGUGUAAUUAGCUUAAGGUGACAAAACUGAAAAAAGAGAAAUAACAAAAAAAAUUAAUAAAUGUAGAAAUUCUCGUUGAAAUCCAUUGGAUUAAUAUUAUUUAAUAAUUAUUAUUAUUCUUAUUAUUUUUAUUCUUUUACAUUGCAAAUAUUUCCUUUUAUGUUAUAGAAGGAUCCUUGUUCUAAAAUUAAGUUUUUAAUAUUUUUUAAAUUCGACUAAGGACUUACAAAAUACUUUUUAAGAAUGAACAUCUUAAGGACAAAAUCUGAAACAAUUAAGUUUAAUUAUAAAAAGAGUUAGCAAUAAAUUAAAAAGAAUAUAUGAAGAC